UGGGGAGACCACUGCUGGAGAGAGCUGCCCAUCAGCGAUAACACGCCACUGGUAUUUGAGCACCAACUACAUGCUGGGCACUGGAAUUCAGGCAAAAAACCCCUGCCUUCCUAGAGUAGGCAAAGAUGACCUAGAUGUGGAAACAGAGGCCCAGAGAAGCUUAAAGCUUGCCCAGGGUCACACAACCUGGACACUACAGAGCUGACGUUUGAACCCAGAGAAGAGCAAGCCGAUACCAGACUGGGCAGAGGGCAGGGAGGCAAGCGGUGGCCUGCAAGGGGUGGUGCGAGGCCCCCGCCCACCGGGGUUUGCUGCGAGAUGAGAUGAGUUAAUACGUGUAAAAUGCUCGGCCUGCAGUAGUCUUCCUCCACCGUACCUUGCGGAGGCUUCUGGGGCCAGUCAGGCCCGAGCUUGGGCCCUGGCUCUGCUCCUGAGGAGCUGCGUGAGCGUGGCCAGGCCGCUUCUGCUCCAGGAGCCUGUUUCCUCACCUGUGCGAGAGGGGCGUUGAGGGCCGCCGGUGGCCGAGGGUGGUCGCGAGGUCACGGCGAGGCGCGGCGGCCCCGGCGCGGCUGCCAUGAAGCUGAACGAGCGCAGCCUGGCCUUCUACGCCACGUGCGACGCCCCGGUGGACAACGCGGGCUUCCUGUACAAGAAAGGCGGCCGGCACGCGGCCUACCACCGCCGCUGGUUCGUGCUGCGCGGCAACAUGCUCUUCUACUUCGAGGAGCCGGCCAGCCGCGAGCCCGUGGGCGUCAUCAUCCUGGAGGGCUGCACCGUGGAGCUGGUGGAGGCCGCCGAGGAGUUCGCCUUCGCCGUGCGCUUCGCCGGGGCCCGGGCGCGCACCUACGUGCUGGCCGCCGAGAGCCAGGCCGCCAUGGAGGGCUGGGUGAAGGCGCUGUCGCGGGCCAGCUUCGACUACCUGCGGCUCGUGGUGCGCGAGCUGGAGCAGCAGCUGGCCGCCAUGCGGGCCGGGGACUGCCCGCCGCCGCCGCGCCGGCCCCGCGCGCUCCCGCCCAAGGAGAACGGCUGCGCCGUGUGGAGCGCCGAGCCGCCCCCCGCCGCCGCCGCCGCCCUCAUCCUCAGCCCCGCGGGCGCUGCCGCCCCCGCCGGCUCGCGGCCCGGCCCCGCGCCGCCGCCCCUGCCUCCCCGGCGGCGGGCCUGGGCGCCCAACGGGCCUCCGCACGCCGGCUCCUUCGCGCGGCUGCACGAGUGGUAUGGGCAGGAGGUGAGGGCGCUGAGGAGCCAGUGGCUCGGGAGCCGGAGCCGGGCCCAGCCCUGA
Callorhinus ursinus (northern fur seal) is the source of this 1279-nucleotide messenger RNA. RefSeq names its product PH domain containing endocytic trafficking adaptor 1 (gene PHETA1). The record is from RefSeq and is a predicted model, not a curated record. Gene Ontology annotation, biological process: receptor recycling; endosome organization; retrograde transport, endosome to Golgi. Gene Ontology annotation, cellular component: early endosome; recycling endosome; trans-Golgi network. Lineage: Eukaryota; Metazoa; Chordata; Mammalia; Carnivora; Otariidae.